AUGGGGUUUGGGACCCAGCUGGGGCUGCUGCUGUGGAAGAACUUCACCUAUCAGCGCAGGCAAAAGAUCCAACUCGCCAUUGAGCUCCUGUGGCCCCUCUUCCUCUUCUUCAUCUUGAUCUCGGUGCGACAGUCACAUCCCCCUUUCGAGCAGCAUGAAUGUCACUUCCCCAACAAGGCCUUGCCCUCAGCUGGGACGCUGUCGUGGAUUCAGGGCAUCAUCUGUAACGUGAACAAUCCCUGCUUCCAGUACCCGACGGCCGGCGAGACACCCGGCGUGGUGGGGAACUUCAACCAGUCCAUCAUCUCCCGCCUGUUUGCGGAUGCCCGGAAGGUGCUGCUCCAUGCCAACAGCAAGCAGACCCUGAGCAGCUUUGGCCAGCUCCUGCCUGCCCUGCGCCGGCUCUGGGGGAGCGGAGCUCCGUGGAUGGCCAGGCCGGUCAAGGACUACCUGAAAGAGGGUGAGACCUUUUCCCACUUCCUCCGGAUCAACGCCUCCCUCCCCGCUCCCCUGGCGGAGGAGCUGCUGGGAGCUCGGUUGGACCUGCGCAUCCUCUCCCUUGCCGCCACCGGCGUGCCGCUGAAGGACAUCAUCUGCAACGCCUCCGUGCUGGCGGAGUUCCUGGUGGCAGUGGAGGCGAGCUCCGCGGAGCGCCUGCAGGAGCGGCUCUGUGCUCUGCCAGCGCCCACCCUCCAGGCCAUGGAGCGCAGUUUCUUCUCGCAAGCGGAUUUCUCCCAAGUCUUGGCGGAGCGGCUGAGCUCCAAAUCGGACGACGUGGCGAGCGCCAUGGAGACCCUGGUCACUUUCCUCCAGGGCGCCGAGACGCUAGCGAAGGAGGUUGGCGCCAUGACCAGCUUUGCAGAGUUCCGGCGGGAGCUGCAGGCGCUGUCGGGGCGGGACGCUGGCUCCUCCCUGCAGGGCGCCUUCGAGGCCGUGUCCCGCAUCGCCUGCGGGCACCCGGAAGGGGGCGGCCUCAAGAUCCCCUCCCUCAACUGGUACGAGGACAACGACAUCAAGGCCUUUCUGAACCGCAACAGCUCAGAGCAGGGAGCCGUCCCGCUGGACAACGCCACCAGCCCCUACUGCAAGGAGCUGAUCCAGAGCCUGGAGUCGAACCCGCUGUCCCGGAUCCUGUGGCGGGGGAUCAAACCUCUCUUCAUCGGAAAAAUCCUCUACGCCCCGUCCAGCCCCAGCACACGAAGGAUCAUGGCCGAGGUGAACCGGACGUUUCAGGAGCUGGCCGUGCUGCGGGAGGUGCGGGGCACCUGGCAGGAGCUGGGGCCUCGGGUCUACGCCUUCCUCAACAGCAGCCUGGAGAUGCGGGUCCUUCAGAGCCUGCUGCGGGCACCUGCCACCUCCCGCCUGGUGGAGCAGCACCUGAACCGCACCUCGUGGGACCCGUCGGCCGUGGGCGAGUUCCUGGCGGGGGUGCCAGGGGGUGAGGCCUACACCUGGCGCCAGGUCUACGCGGAGGUGGACCAGGUUGUGGGCACCCUGUCGCAGUUCAUCGAGUGCGUCUCCCUGGACAAGGUGGAGGCGGUGGCAUCCGAAGAGCAGCUGGUGUCGCGGGCCCUGCAGCUGCUGGAGGGGCGCCAGUUCUGGGCCGGCGUGGUCUUCCUGCCCCCUGACAAUGCCACCGCCGGGGAGCUGCCCCCCCACGUCCGCUACAAGAUCCGCAUGGACAUUGACGACGUCACCCGCAGCAACAAGAUCAAGGACAGGUUCUGGGACCCGGGCCCGGCCGCCGACCCCUUCAGUGACCUGCGCUACGUCUGGGGGGGCUUCGUCUAUGUGCAGGACCUGGUGGAGCGGGCCGUCACGCGGGUCCUGAGCGGCACGGCCAGCCGCACCGGCAUCUACCUGCAGCAGAUGCCCUACCCCUGCUACGUGGAUGACGUUUUCCUGCGGGUCUUGAACCGCUCACUGCCGCUGUUCAUGACGCUGGCCUGGAUCUACUCGGUGGCCAUGAUCAUCAAAGGGGUGGUGCAUGAGAAGGAAGCCCGGCUGAAGGAGACCAUGAAGAUUAUGGGGCUCAGCAGCGGCAUUCUCUGGCUCAGCUGGUUCAUCAGCAGUUUCAUCCCCUUCCUCAUCAGCUCCUCCUUCCUCGUCCUCAUCCUCAAGCUGGGAGACAUCCUGCCCUACAGUGACCCCGCUGUGGUCUUCCUCUUCUUGGCCGCCUUUGCUGUGGCCACCAUCGCCCAGUGCUUCCUCAUCAGCACCUUCUUCUCCCGCGCCAACCUGGCCUCGGCCUGCGGCGGCAUCAUCUACUUCUCCUUCUAUCUGCCCUAUGUGCUGUGCGUGGCCUGGCGCGACCACAUCACCUUCCCGCUGCGCCUCUGUGUGAGCCUCCUGUCCCCAGUGGCGUUUGGGUUUGGCUGUGAGUACUUCUCCCUGUAUGAGGAGCAGGGCGUGGGGAUCCAGUGGUACAACCUGAACGCCAGCCCCGUGCAGGACGACCCUUACAACUUCGCCACCUCCCUGGCGCUGCUGCUCCUGGACGCGUGUCUGUACGGCCUGGCCACGUGGUACAUCGAGGCUGUCUUCCCAGGCCAGUACGGGAUUCCCAAGCCCUGGAAUUUUCCCUUCCUGAAGAGCUACUGGUUCGGAGAGUCAUCCUCCGAUGGCUGCCACCCCUUCCCCACCAACUCCUUGAGCUCUGCGGAAGUGCUGGUGGAGCAGCCGCCCACGCACCUGCGCCCAGGGGUCUCCAUCCGCAACCUGGUGAAGAUUUACCGCAGUAGCAGCAAAGUGGCCGUCAACGGGCUGAGCCUCAGCUUUUACGAGGGCCAGAUCACCUCCUUCCUGGGCCACAACGGGGCCGGCAAGACCACCAUGAUGUCCAUCCUGAGCGGUCUGCUGCCCCCCAGUUCCGGGACGGCCUACAUCCUGGGCCGGGACAUCCGCUCCGAGAUGGACAGCAUCCGGAAAACCAUGGGGAUGUGUCCCCAGCACAACGUCCUCUUUGACAUCCUGACGGUGGAAGAGCACAUCUGGUUUUAUGGGCGCCUGAAGGGGCUGUCAGGGGAGCAGGUGAAGGAGGAGGUGAAGCAGAUCAUCCAGGACGUGGGGCUGCCCCACAAGCGUCGGGAGCAGACCAAGAACCUGUCGGGUGGGAUGCAGCGGAAGCUCUCCGUGGCCAUCGCCUUCGUGGGAGGCUCCCAGGUGGUCAUUCUGGACGAGCCCACCGCGGGGGUCGACCCCUAUUCCCGCCGGGGCAUCUGGGAGCUGCUGCUGAAGUAUCGCAAAGGCCGCACGAUCAUCCUCUCCACCCACUACAUGGAUGAGGCAGACCUGCUGGGCGACCGCGUGGCCAUCAUCUCCCAGGGCCGGCUCUGCUGCUGCGGCUCCCCGCUCUUCCUCAAGACCAAGCUGGGCACCGGCUAUUACCUGACCCUGGUGAAGCGAGAGGCCGGCGCCCGGGAGCGGGCAGCCCCGGGGGGCAGCGCCAGCUGCGUCACCAUCGCCAGCAGAAAGGACGACAGCGGUUCGGAGCGCAGCUGUGACACCGGCCUGGGCAGCGAGCAGUGCAGCGAGUCCAGCACUGUGGACGUGCCGCAGCUGUCGGCCCUGAUCCAGAAGCUGGUCCCUGGCUCCCGGCUGGUGGAGGAUAUUGGCCACGAGGUGCUGUACGUCUUGCCGUAUGGCGGCGCCAAGGAUGGGGCCUUCGGAGAGCUCUUCCGGGAGCUGGACGGCCGCCUGGGCGAGCUGGGGGUCUCCAGCUACGGGAUCUCGGACACCACCUUGGAAGAGAUCUUUCUGAAGGUGGCUGAGGACACAGGAGUGGACGCGGACACCACAGGCUCUGGGGGAGCCCCCCAGCGAGGGAGAACGGCAGCGCCGGCCUCCUCCUACACCCUCCGGACGGUGAGCGAGAACGGGGACGUGGAGGCAGCAGACACCGAGCCGCUCAAAGGAUCCAGGAAAGCUGAGGAGCCAAAGGAGACCGAUUUCCUGCACAGCCUGGAUGGCAGGGGCUCCCAGCAGGUGCUGGGCUGGGCCCUGACCCGCCAGCAGCUCCGGGCCCUUUUCACCAAGAGACUCCUCUACGCCCGGCGCAGCACCAGGGGCUUCUUCGCACAAAUCAUCCUGCCGGCUGUCUUUGUGUGCAUCGCCCUCCUUUUCAGCCUGAUCGUGCCGCCCUUCGGGAAGUACCCCCCGCUGCACCUGGAGCCCUGGAUGUACGGGCAGCAGUUCACCUUUUUCAGUGAUGACUCCCCGGGGGACCCCGACUCUGCGCAGCUCCUGGGAGCCCUGCUGGCCGAGCCGGGCUUCGGUACCAAGUGCAUGAGGGAUGCCCAGGAGGGGAGAGCGCCUUGCCCACCAGCGUCCCACGAACGAGGCUUCUGGACCCCCGAAGUGCCCCGGUCCCUGGCCGAGCUCUUCCAGAACACGAAUUGGACGCCAGCCAACCCCUCCCCGGCCUGUGAGUGCAGCUCCCGGGGGGCACGGAAGAUGCUGCCCGACUGCCCUGAAGCAGCGGGGGGACUUCCUCCUCCACAGGUGCAAAGGGGCACCGGCGACAUCCUCCAAAACCUCACGGGCAGGAACAUCUCCGAUUACCUGGUGAAAACGUACCCCAAGAUCAUCCGCCAGGGGUUGAGAACCAAGAAAUGGGUCAACGAGCAGAGGUACGGUGGCAUCUCGCUGGGCGCCCAUAGCUCUCAGGCCCUGCCCUCAGCAGAGGAGGUGGAUGGUGCUGUGCGGGAGAUCCGGGCCAUGUUGAACAUCACCAAGGGGAGCCCCAUAGACAGGCUGCUGGGAAACCUGAGCAGCUUCAUCGAAGGCCUGGACACCCGCAAUAACAUCAAGGUCUGGUUCAACAACAAGGGCUGGCACGCCAUGGUGUCCUUCGUCAACGUGGUGAACAACGGGCUGCUGCGGGCCAGCCUGCCCCCGGGCGCGGAGCCCUGGCGCUACGGCAUCACGGCCAUCAACCACCCCCUGAACCUCACCAAGGAGCAGCUCUCGGAGGCCGCGCUGAUGGCCACCUCGGUGGACGUGCUGGUCUCCAUCUGCGUGAUGUUCGCCAUGUCCUUCGUCCCCGCCAGCUUCGUCCUCUUCCUCAUCGAGGAGCGGGUCAGCAAGGCCAAACACCUGCAGUUCGUCAGCGGCAUGAAGCCCGGCGUCUACUGGCUGGGCAACUUCGCCUGGGACAUGUGUAACUACCUGGUCCCAGCAGGGCUGGUCGUCCUCAUCUUCCUCUGCUUCCAGCAGAAGUCCUACGUGUCCUCGGCCAACCUGCCCUCCCUGGUGCUGCUGCUGUUCCUCUAUGGCUGGUCCAUCACGCCGCUGAUGUACCCGGCCUCCUUCCUCUUCAGCAUCCCCAGCACGGCCUACGUGGUGCUGACCUGCGUCAACCUCUUCAUCGGCAUCAACGGCAGCGUGGCCACCUUCGUGCUGGAGCUCUUCACCGACCAGAAGCUGAACCACGUCAACCGCAUCCUGAAGAAGGUUUUCCUUGUCUUCCCGCACUUCUGCCUGGGCCGGGGCCUCAUCGACAUGGUGAAGAACCAGGCCAUGGCCGACGCUUUCGAGCGGUUCGGAGACAAGCGUUUCGUGUCUCCGCUGUGCUGGGACCUGGUCGGGAAGAACAUGUUCGCCAUGGCUCUCCAGGGCGUCGUCUUCUUCCUCUUCACCAUCCUGCUGCAGUACAGGUUCUUCGUCAAGCUACGGCCCUUUGCCGUUAAACUUCCCCCUCUGGGCGGGGAGGACGAGGACGUGGCCAGGGAGCGGGAGAAGAUCGCAAGCGGAGCACGGCAGGGAGACAUCCUGGUGCUGCAUGACCUGACCAAGGUGUACCGGGCGAGGAAGAAGCCGGCUGUGGACCGCCUGUGUGUGGGAAUCCCCCCGGGGGAGUGUUUCGGUCUCCUGGGGGUGAACGGCGCUGGGAAGACGUCCACCUUCAAAAUGCUGACGGGGGACACUGAGGUGACCCGAGGAGAUGCCUCUCUGAAAGGGCACAGCGUGCUCAGUGACUUGCAGUCGGUCCAUCAGAACAUGGGCUACUGCCCCCAGUUUGAUGCCAUCAACGACCUGCUGACGGGACGGGAGCACCUGGAGUUCUACUGCCGCCUGCGCGGUGUCCCCGAGGAGGAGACGCCCAGGGUGGCUCAGUGGGGGGUGUCCACGCUGGGCCUGGCGCAAUACGCCGACAGACCCGCCGGGGGAUACAGCGGGGGAAACAAACGCAAGCUGUCCACGGCCAUCGCCCUCCUCGGUGCCCCGCCGGUCGUCUUCCUGGACGAGCCGACCACGGGGAUGGACCCGCGAGCCAGGCGGUUCCUGUGGAACUGUAUCCUCAGCGUGAUCAAAGAGGGCAGGUCCGUGGUGCUCACCUCCCACAGCAUGGAGGAGUGCGAAGCCCUGUGCACCCGCAUGGCCAUCAUGGUGAACGGCCGGUUCCGCUGCCUGGGCAGCGUGCAGCACCUGAAGAACAGGUUUGGCGAUGGCUACACGAUCACCCUGCGGGUGUCGGGCCCCAGCCCGGACCUGCGGCCCGUGGAGACGUUCAUCCAGGACUCCUUCCCCGGCAUCGUCCUCAAAGAGACACACCACUGCAUGCUGCAGUACCAGCUUCCCUCUCGGAGCUGCUCCCUGGCCAAGAUCUUCAGCAUCUUGUCCGCUCACAGGGGCACCUACUGCAUUGAGGACUACUCCGUGUCCCAAACCACGCUGGACCAGGUGUUUGUUCACUUCGCCAAGGACCAAAGCGACGACGAGCCCCUGCCGGACUUGGCGCCCCCGUCUGAGCCCGAGCCCCCUGGCCCCUGGAAGAGGAUCACCCACUUCCUGGAGGACGACAGCUACCAGGAGAGUGCCGUCUGA
Molecule: messenger RNA, 6825 nt
Organism: Emys orbicularis (European pond turtle)
Lineage: Eukaryota; Metazoa; Chordata; Testudines; Emydidae
Gene: ABCA7
Product: ATP binding cassette subfamily A member 7
Exons: 50
Coding region: 1-6825 (2274 amino acids)
Biological process (GO): cholesterol efflux; transmembrane transport; phospholipid efflux
Cellular component (GO): membrane; intracellular membrane-bounded organelle
Molecular function (GO): apolipoprotein A-I receptor activity; ABC-type transporter activity; phosphatidylserine floppase activity
Source: RefSeq, a predicted model, not a curated record